AAGAUCGAGAGCUGGCGCGUACGAGUGGCACCACAGACUCCUCCGUCCUCAGCCCCUAUAAAUCCAGCGGCGUCUCAGCUCACCUGACGAGGCCGGACAACACUGCAACGAAGAAGUACUCUGCUUUUGGCUCAAGAACUCAAGAACAGAGAUCGGAGAAUCGAUGGCUAUGUUCGCGACGUCGACGGCGGCAGUGUUGGGAUCGGCUCGCCCAGGGCGGGCGGCCGAGCCUCGAUGGUGCGUGGUGGCGCGGGCGUCCUCGACGAUGGCGGCGCCGGCAGCGGUGGCCAUUGGGAGGACGCACUACGAGGUGCUCGGGGUGGGCGUGGGAGCCAGCAGGGGGGAGAUCAAGGCGGCGUACCGGCGUCUGGCCAGGGAGGUGCAUCCGGACGCUGCUGGUGGUGGGGGCGACGAGGGGUUCAUCCGGCUGCACGCGGCCUACGCCACGCUCGUUGACCCCGACGAGCGCGCUCGCUACGACCGGGACGUGGCUUGGCGCGCCGCGGGGAUGAUGACGCGGCGGGCGGCCGCGGCUGGGCCGUCGUUCCGGCGGAGGACGUGGGAGACCGACCAGUGCUGGUAGGACGUACGACCUGGAAAACAGGGCUGCCCUCCGGCCCCCCAACCGGCGGCCGCCCGGUUAGCUCAGGACUCAGGCACGGCGCUGGAGAGAAGGUCUUCCCGACUGUCGUACGAUCAGGAUUGGACGGCCUAGAUUGGGUGAUGCAGACGAGGGAACUCUGUACACAGCAAGAGGCGUUUUUAAAGAUCUCUUGUGCGUCUGGUCAGAAAAAUGUAAAUAUGUAAACUAAUUACUGGAAAUUAACGGCCAAGGAAUAUAUAGUACGUAGCUCUCUUUGAUAAGAAAA
Molecule: messenger RNA, 869 nt
Organism: Triticum aestivum (bread wheat)
Lineage: Eukaryota; Viridiplantae; Streptophyta; Magnoliopsida; Poales; Poaceae
Product: chaperone protein dnaJ 11, chloroplastic
Exons: 1
Coding region: 164-583 (139 amino acids)
Source: RefSeq, a predicted model, not a curated record